This is a messenger RNA of Pezoporus flaviventris, 1694 nucleotides long. It is a transcript of the gene AZIN2, whose product is annotated as antizyme inhibitor 2. The record is from RefSeq and is a predicted model, not a curated record. The transcript has 9 exons. Gene Ontology annotation, molecular function: catalytic activity. Gene Ontology annotation, cellular component: cytoplasm. Lineage: Eukaryota; Metazoa; Chordata; Aves; Psittaciformes; Psittacidae. The coding region runs from base 165 to 1601 and encodes 478 amino acids.
GAGCUCGGCGUUCCUUGGGGACCCCCCCUGGCAUUGUGCCUAGGCACUGGGAAGGAGGCAUCGGACCUUGGGAGGGAGGGAUAAGACCUUGGGAAGGAGGCAUCAGACCCUGACACUAAACCCUACUCGAGAAGACCUCAAACUCACGUUACCGCACCUCAGCCAUGAACGGGUACUUGAAUGAGUCCAACUUCAUGAUGGUGGAGGAGGGCUUCACCACCAGAGACCUGCUGGAGAACCUCCUCGUGGAGCCGUGCCAGGCGGGUGCCCAGCAAGCCUUCUUCGUGGCAGACCUGGGGGACAUCGUGAAGAAACACCUGCAGUUCCUGAAGGCCCUACCCCGGGUGAAGCCGUUCUUCCCUGUUAAGUGCAACAGCAGCGAAGGAGUGAUUCGGCUGCUGGCGGAGCUGGGGACAGGCUUUGCCUGUACCAACAAGGCAGAGAUCGCACGGGUUCGGAGCAUCGGAGUCCCCCCUGACAAGAUCUUCUACAGCAGCCCUUGCAAGCAGGUUGCCCACAUCAAGUAUGCAGCGAGCCACGGGGUGCAGCUCAUGGCCUUUGACAACGAGGUGGAGCUGAGCAAGGUGGCCCGGAGCCAUCCUCAGGCUCGGAUGUUGUUGGGUAUCGCUGCUGAUUCCAGCCCUUCUGCCCAUCCGAGUAUGGCAUUUGGGACCACGCUCAAGUCCUGCAGGCACCUGCUGGAGAUGGCGAAGGAGCAGGCUGUGGAGGUGGUUGGCAUCAGCUUCCACCUCGGGAGCCAUGGCCUGGAGCCUCAGGCCUUUGCUCAGGCUGUGGCUGCAGCACAACUGGCCUUUGACAUGGGCACGGAGCUGGGCUUCCAGAUGCACCUCCUGGACAUCGGAGGCGGAUUCCCUGGCACUGAGGACACCAGGGCCCGGUUCAAAGAGAUGGCUGCUGUGAUAAACUCUGCCCUGGACUCGUACUUCCCGGACGGCCGCGGAGUGGAGAUCAUGGCCCAGCCAGGGCGAUUCUACGUCACCUCUGCCUUCACCCUGGCUGCCACCAUCACUGACAGGGAGGAGGCCCCCAUGGAGCAUCCCGGCUCUGACAGUGGCUGGGAUGGGACCAGCCCCGCCGAGUGCCCGAGCCCUCCUGAGCCCUCUCCCUGCUCCUCUCCAGAGGACUCUGCCAACAAGAAGAGCCUCGUCUAUCACCUCAGCGACGGCAUCUACGGCGCCUUCAGCUGCCUCCUGUUUGACAGCCCCUGCCCCACACCUCAGCUGCCCAAGAGACCCUGCCCUGACCACCCCUCGCACAGCAGCAGCCUCCACGGCCCCCUUGGCCAUGCAGACGACCGCCUGGCCGAUGGCCUGGCCCUGCCCCAGCUGCAGGUCGGGGACUGGCUCGUUUUUGAGGACAUGGGUGCCUACAGCAUCAGCACGGCCCCCCCGGGGCGGCCCCAGCCCCACAUCACCUACGCCAUGUCCCGCAUGGCCUGGAAAACCGUCCAGCUCUUCCUUGGGAAGCCACCACAACCCGGAGACGACCACGAGAGCAUCUGCACCCCGCUGUCCUGCGGCUGGGAGAUGGCAGAGUCCCUCUGUGUCACCCCGGUCUUUGCUCCAGCCGGGAUCAUCUGAGCCCCGGGAGCACGGGACGCAUCCUGCCCGCCGCCGGCAUCGCCCCGUGGUGAGGUCUUUGAAGCCUGUGCCAUAAAGCCUGUUUCUCCUGCC